UACUUUAGAGUUUACUUCCUAGGUACAUAACCUUGUGUAUCUCCCCACUCUUACACCUAAGUAUUGUACCUGAGGCAAUGUUGUGCAUUUUCCGGUGUUGAGUUUAACUAUUUACGUGAGAACCCGCCGUUAGCCGAAGUUACUACCGAGUAUUCCCGCCGCUCUAGGAAUGCCGAGGGCCGCCGAACGGGGCGUCAUUCCACUAAUUUUUGUUUGGACUCGUUUGUUUUCGAUCUCGGCCCCGCAACCGCCUCCAUCAUCACCAUGGUCCAUGGAUAGGUAGCUUCAGAUAGAGAAACCCCAAUUGCGCUCACCUCAAUUCUUCCCAAUUGAGAGUGCAGUCAUGUUUCGUCCGGUAAUAUCGCGUGUUUCGAGGCCAUUGGCCAUGCCUACAAGGCAAUACCAGGCCUUUAAUAGAAGCUAUGCUUCCGCACCGAAGUCUUCGUUUAAUUGGGAAGACCCAUUAGCAAGCAAGAAUUUACUCACUGAGGAGGAAUUGGCUAUUUCGGAGACUGCAGAGCGAUAUUGUCAAGAGCGAUUACUGCCGCGGGUUUUACAGGCGUAUCGUGAUGAGCACUAUGAUCCGGCUAUCUUGCUUGAAAUGGGCGAGCUUGGCCUACUCGGUGCGAAUCUUCAUGGCUAUGGUUGCGCUGGCGCAUCGACCGUAGCAUCGGGCUUGAUUACUCGGGCCGUCGAACGAGUCGAUAGCGGGUACCGAUCUGGCAUGUCGGUGCAAUCCUCGUUGGUUAUGGGUGGGAUUUAUGAAUUUGGGACUAAGGAGCAGAAAGAGAAAUAUCUGCCCGAUAUGGCGAAGGGUAAAAUUCUUGGAGCGUUUGGACUUACAGAACCCAACCACGGUAGCGACCCGGGAUCAAUGGAAUCGAUAGCGCGACCGCAUCCAACGAAAAAGGGGUAUUUACUUUUAAGUGGCUCCAAAACUUGGAUCACCAACUCGCCGAUUUCCGAUGUGCUUCUAGUGUGGGCAAAGUUACAGGAGACAGGCAAGAUCAAGGGAUUCCUUAUAGAUAAAAAGGAUUGCCCUCCCGGCACCCUGGAGACGCCAGCUAUCAAGAAUAAGACUGGACUUAGGGCUAGUAUUACGGGCAUGAUUCAUAUGGACAAUUGCCCGGUACCGGAAGAAAACAUGUUCCCUGAUGUCGAAGGUUUAACUGGCCCCUUUACAUGCUUAAAUAGCGCUCGGUAUGGUAUUUCCUUUGGUACCAUGGGCGCCUUGGAAGACUGCAUUGCCCGGGCGCGGGAAUAUGCUCUGGAGCGGAAGCAGUUCAAGAGUAACCCUAUUGCCAAAUAUCAGUUGGUGCAGAAGAAGCUGGCAGACGCUGCGACAGACGCUGCGUAUGGCGUGCUCGCCUCGAUACAGGUCGGUAGGCUUAAGGAUGAAGGGAAGGCUACACCGGAGAUGAUUAGCAUGGUAAAAAGACAAAAUUGUGAUCGUGCGCUUGUGAACGCGAGAGCGUUGCAAGAAAUAUUCGGGGGUAAUGCGGUUAGCGACGAGUACGGAAUCGGAAGGCAUGUAGCCAACCUAUUUGUGACCCAGACCUACGAAGGGCAGAGCGAUAUCCACAGUCUCAUUCUCGGAAGAGCCAUUACUGGGCUCCAGGCUUUUGUAUAAAAGCGUAGCUAUUGGGCACCUGCCUAUUUAGCAAGUUAUCUUAGGAAGCUAGAUAACUUCCAUAGCAAGUAUUCGAGCGUUUCUGAUAUAAAGCAGUUACAAAUAUUGACUACCGGCCUCAUAAGAAGAUCUUAGAUACCUGGGCGUUUUCGAUUUCUUGUAAUAGA
This is a messenger RNA of Daldinia vernicosa, 1797 nucleotides long. RefSeq names its product acyl-CoA dehydrogenase NM domain-like protein. Lineage: Eukaryota; Fungi; Ascomycota; Sordariomycetes; Xylariales; Hypoxylaceae. Gene Ontology annotation, biological process: fatty acid beta-oxidation using acyl-CoA dehydrogenase; fatty-acyl-CoA biosynthetic process. Bases 344 to 1630 code for a protein of 428 amino acids. Gene Ontology annotation, cellular component: mitochondrial inner membrane. The record is from RefSeq and is a predicted model, not a curated record. Gene Ontology annotation, molecular function: glutaryl-CoA dehydrogenase activity; flavin adenine dinucleotide binding; fatty-acyl-CoA binding. The transcript is spliced from 3 exons.